This is a messenger RNA of Achroia grisella, 1425 nucleotides long. It is a transcript of the gene mRpL38, whose product is annotated as large ribosomal subunit protein mL38. NCBI's taxonomy places the organism in Eukaryota, Metazoa, Arthropoda, Insecta, Lepidoptera, Pyralidae. Gene Ontology annotation, cellular component: mitochondrial large ribosomal subunit. Bases 149 to 1336 code for a protein of 395 amino acids. The transcript is spliced from 4 exons. The record is from RefSeq and is a predicted model, not a curated record.
UUUUUUAACCAUUUAGAAUCUGUUAAAAUGGGAAUAGUUUUCCUAAAUAAUAAUAAUACUUUUUAAAGACGACAUAUCUUAACAAAUAUUGUUUAUUAAUUGAUUUAUAAAUUAAUAUCGCAUUAUAUAACAAACAUAAAGCUUUAUAAUGUUAAGUACAUUUCGGGGAGCAUGGCUAACCAACAUACAAUUUCAACAGAUUAGAUUUGGACACAGGAUAAGAGGGAAAGCUCCUAUUUAUUGUAGAACUAUAAAAGAACGACUUGAAGAAUUGAACUAUAAAGAUGAAAUUUAUACAACAAAGAUAAAUAUAGGAUUCCCACGAACCAAAGUUUCAGCAUCUGAUAUACGUACAAAACGUUUAGAACAUAUUAAAAAUAAUAAAAAUGAUAAAAAUUUAGAACAACUGGCACGCAACCAUAAAUUAGAACUUGAUCUUACAAAAGCAAGAAUAGAAUGGCUCAAAACUGCAGGGCCAAAUCAAAAGAAACAAAUUGCUGAUCACUAUGGUAUAUUUGAGCAUCUCUAUGGUGAAGGCUAUUUUAUACCAUUUGUGAAUUUAGAUGUUUAUUACAAUUUAAAUGAUGGCUCCCUAUUACCUGUUUUCUCUGGAAAUGUAGUAAAACCAAAAGAAGCAAUUAAGUACCCUAGUGUUGGUUAUGAAAGUGAUGCAAAUUCUUUAUGGACUUUGUCACUGACCAGUCUGGAUGGUCAUCUAACAGAGGCAAAUAAAGAGUAUGUGCAUUGGUUAAUUGCUAAUAUACCAGGUGAUUCUAUAGAAAAGGGUGAUACAAUUGUGGAAUAUUUACAACCAUUCCCAUUGAAAGGGACUGGAUACCAUAGAUAUGUUUUCGUACUAUAUAAACAAGAUGGAAAAGUCUCAUAUGAUUUACCAAAAGUAACUUCAUCAUCACCACUUGAAGCCAGAACAUUUAUAACCAGAGAAUGGUACCAAAAAUAUCAAGAUAAUAUCACUCCAACUGGUCUGGCAUUCUAUCAAACUGAUUGGGAUGAUAGUGUAAAGGACUUUUUUCAUAAUGAAUUGAAAAUGAAGGAACCUAUUUAUGAGUAUGACUUCCCGGCACCAUACAUUAGACCACAAGAAUGGUUCCCACGACGCAGGCCUUUUAAUAUCUACAUGGAUAAGUACCGGGACCCUAAACAAAUAAAUAAGGAAUAUUUAGUACGAAAACUGAAAAAUGAAGAUCCUUUCAAGAAACCUCCACCUCAAUUAAAGUUCCCCAAUGCUCAUCCGCUGCCGAAAAAUAUGCCGUCUUGGUUGAAACUACAGGAAAAGAAUAUUAGACUAGGUUGGGGCCGAGUAAAUGAUGUAUAGUGAGAUUACUUUUUAAAUAAAUAGAGAAUAAAUUCUGUUAUAAAUAAGUUUACUUUUAUAUUCCAUUUUUAGAUCGGAUCUGCCUUGGU